Molecule: messenger RNA, 1784 nt
Organism: Exophiala oligosperma
Lineage: Eukaryota; Fungi; Ascomycota; Eurotiomycetes; Chaetothyriales; Herpotrichiellaceae
Exons: 1
Coding region: 68-1483 (471 amino acids)
Molecular function (GO): aldehyde dehydrogenase (NAD+) activity
Source: RefSeq, a predicted model, not a curated record
CUGUAACUCUCUUAUUCUCAUUCUCUCGCUCUAUAUUCGACUCAUACAUUUUCUUUGAAAAAGCACAAUGGUCGCCGAAAUCAUAACCACCAUUUCUCCUACAACCAACGAACCAAUCCUCACCCGCCAUGGUCUUGCUCCAGACGAGAUCCUCCGCCUGGGCACCACCGCCCAAAAGGCAUUCAAAUCCUACAGAAAGUCCCAUCCCACCCUUGAAUCUCGCCAGAAAAUCGUAACAAAAGCACUCGCCAUUCUUUCGGAACGGCAAGAUGCACUGGCCGCCGAGCUCACUGAACAAAUGGGUCGGCCCAUUUCCUACACCGCAAAGGAAAUAACCACGGCCAUCAAGCGAGCGGAGUACAUGAACCGCAUUGCCCCCGAAGUCUUGGGCAAGGACACACCCGGUGAGGCCGAGACGGGAUUUACUCGAUACAUCCGUAAAGAGCCCGUCGGCGUCGUCCUGGUCAUCUUCGCCUGGAACUACCCUUACCUCAUCCUCGUCAACUCCUUGAUCCCGGCCCUCCUCGCAGGCAACACGGUCAUCCUCAAGCCUUCUCCGCAGACACCUACGAUCGUUGAACACAUCCUCGACAUUUUCACCGAGGCAGGGCUGCCGAGCCACGUGAUCCAGUAUCUACACUGUGGCAGCCCGACGGACUUGAAGCCGCUGAUCCUCAGUCCGGACGUCAACCACAUCUGCUUCACGGGCAGCGUGGCGGCGGGCAUAGCGAUACAGCAGAUUGCAAGUUCGCGGGUGUCGUGUUCGGUGGGCUUGGAACUAGGCGGGAAAGAUCCCGCGUACGUCAGACCCGACGUGGAUGUCGCCUGGGCGGCGGAGGAGAUUGUGGACGGCGCCAUUUUCAACUCGGGACAGUCCUGCUGUGCCCUCGAGCGAAUCUACGUGCACGAGAAGGUCUACGAUUCCUUCGUCGCCGAGGUCAAGAAAGUCCUGAGCGGGUACAAGCUGGGAGAUCCCAAGGACAAGACCACGCACGUGGGGCCCGUCGUGUCCGCCCGUGCAAAGGAGGCAAUCCUCAAACAGGUCUCCGACGCCAUCCAUGCGGGGGCAAAGGACGAGACCCCCGACAAUGCGACUUUCAAGAAUGCUCCAAAGGAGGGAAACUUUGUGGCUCCCGUGCUGUUGACGCAUGUGAACCACAGUAUGAGCGUGAUGAAGGACGAAACUUUUGGUCCUGUCAUUCCGGUACAGAGUGUCGGCGGUGACGACGAGGCCGUGUCCUUGAUGAACGACAGUCAAUUCGGGUUGACGGCGAGCAUUUGGACCAAGGACGUCCAAAGGGGUCAAGAAUUGACGGAGCUGGUCGAGGCAGGGACCGUGUUUGUCAAUCGCGCGGAUUAUCCCAGCCCCGACCUGGCCUGGACGGGCUGGAAGGACAGUGGAAAGGGCGUGACUUUGUCGAGGUUUGGAUUUGACCAGUUUGUCAAGUUGAAGAGUGUACAUUUGAAGGAUUAUCCGAAAUGAGAUCGACACGAGUAUGAGUAUGAUAUCGGAGCGGAGCCCCGGCGGCGGCGGCGGCGGCGGCAGUUACAACCACGACUUCUGAGCAUUGGUAGCGAGGAUGCGAUGCAUUAGGUUGAUACAGACCAAGGAAUCUGUACUAGGGCAUAUUACUAUGAAACAAUAGUGCAACAAUUUUUGGGCGGGUGGACAUAGACAAAAGCCAUGAAGAAAGGAAAAUGAUCAGUUCCUCGACCAUAGUACCAAAGUCCGUACUCGGCGAGUAUAGUAUAAGAGUAUAGCAAAGAACAUGUCCGACUUAAAA